AUGACGCCGCCGCACAGCUUCGCCAUCCGCGACCUCCUCCCGGAGGCCUCCUCCCGCUCCCCGUCCCCCUCGGACGCGGAGCUCGACGUCACGGGCACUGAGAGCCCGCCGCCGGGCUCCUCCAAGCCGGCAGAAGAGCGCGCCAAGAGCGAGAAGCCCGCCUACAGCUACAACGCCCUCAUCAUGAUGGCCAUCCGUAGCAGCCCCGAGAAGAGGCUCACGCUCAACGGCAUCUACGAGUACAUCAUGAAGAACUUCCCCUACUACAAGGAGAACAAGCAGGGCUGGCAGAACUCGAUACGGCACAACCUCAGCCUGAACAAGUGCUUCGUGAAAGUGCCGCGCCACUACGACGACCCCGGCAAGGGCAACUACUGGAUGUUGGACCCGUCCUCGGAUGACGUGUUCAUCGGCGGCACCACCGGAAAGCUGAGGAGGCGCUCCACGGCCGCAUCCAGGUCCCGGCUGGCGGCCUUCAAGCGGGGCGCGAUACUGCAUCCCAUGUUCGGCAACCCUUACGCGUCGUUGGUGGGGCUGUACCCGCCGCUGUUGUCGGUGUACGGCCGGUACGCGCUGCCCAGCCCGCUGCUGAGGCUGCCACCGCCUCCGCCGAGCCCUUACCACCAGCUGUACCGGCGGAUCCACGGCCUGGCGCCCCCGAUCAGCCCUCCGACCCAUCCGGACCAGGAGACGCAUCUACUGAAGCACAGU
Molecule: messenger RNA, 711 nt
Organism: Iphiclides podalirius (scarce swallowtail)
Lineage: Eukaryota; Metazoa; Arthropoda; Insecta; Lepidoptera; Papilionidae
Source: the annotation of a GenBank genome assembly